AUGUCUACCGGUGCGUCUACACCGUCCGUGGAAAUAUCACCAAACUCUUCAGUAACGUCAAUAGAAAAUUCUGAGAGGGAAGAACCGCGACGGUGUAAUAACAAUAAUGAUAGUCCAAGUGGAAUUCCUGUUACUGAGCCCAGUGAGUCCAGUGAACCCAGUGAACCGAGUGAAGGUACAACUGACCAUUCACAACAGCCACAACAAUUUCAGUCUCAGUCACCACCACAGCCACUUGUAAAAGAACAACCGGUCGACCAACAACAACGUUCGUCUCCUCCAAAAAAAUCUUCUCAUGCUAAAAAGUUAGUAGAUAAGUUUGCCACAUUUUCCCCGAUGAGGAAUAAAGGAUCCGAUCGAAAAUUAAUAGUAGAAACUGCUUAUAGCAACUAUAACGUAAAGAAAGAGAAAACUCAAAAGAAGAAAAAGCGUAUCACCGAAGGGAUGUCAAAAGCAGAUAUAUUUGCUGCAAGUGUGGCUAGUGCUGUUGAUGCUGCUGAUGAGGAAGUAUAUUUUACUUAUAGUACUAGUAAUUCUCGUACUCCCUCUUUGACCAGUCUAAAUGGCAUGGCUGCUCCCUUAUCAAAUCCAAAUAUCUUUCAAGACAAUCAUAACCUUGCCCAACAAUUCCAAAUCCCACCUAGUGUAUAUCAUUUUUCUACUCCUACCCCUUAUCGUACAUAUAACACUUUUCCUCAUCGUUCUCAUUUUCCUACUGGAUUUUAUAAUAACACUCCGGCUCCGGAAUCUGUUGAUAUAAUUCCUAAUCAUUUAAAAAAUGAUUCCCCAAAUGAUAAAAGUAGUAAUAAGCCAACCGGUGUAAUGCGUUCUUCAUUACCCGAUAUGUCUCAAUAUGUAAAAGACGUAACAAUCAAAGACAUAACGAAUGUUCUUACUGCUGAUAAAGAAUUAAUGUUUGAUAUUCAAGUAAAAGGUCGUAAUUUCGGUUUAUUGGAUGUAGAAAUUAUCGAUACUGAUCUUAACGUAUUUGCCACUCCUAUUCCUACUGGAAUUCCUGGUGGUCCUGGAAGUCAUUGGGAUGAUGAUAUUAUGACAAAUCCUUUAUCUAUUCAUGAAUCGGCUCCUAGUGAAUUUUUGGGUACUAUACUGGCUUUGGAUGAACCUUUGAUCUUUCCUUCAGGAAUUAAUCGUACUGGUGUGAUCAGUACUCCUACUGGUCAGGUUAGAUUGAAAAAUCCUGGUGGUGAUGAUAAAGCAAUUGAUGGUACUGAAGAUUCUUUAGAUAAAGAUGGUAAAAGUAGGAUAAUAAGGGGCUUGAAUACAAAUUUGGUAUCAGGUCAAUGUGGUGAUUGGGAUAAAGAACAAGAAAAUAAAAUUUUUAUGUCAUUAAUAUAA
Racocetra fulgida is the source of this 1356-nucleotide messenger RNA. The record is from the annotation of a GenBank genome assembly. NCBI's taxonomy places the organism in Eukaryota, Fungi, Glomeromycota, Glomeromycetes, Diversisporales, Gigasporaceae.